Molecule: messenger RNA, 1368 nt
Organism: Conger conger (European conger)
Lineage: Eukaryota; Metazoa; Chordata; Actinopteri; Anguilliformes; Congridae
Product: nuclear GTPase SLIP-GC-like
Exons: 9
Coding region: 188-1159 (323 amino acids)
Molecular function (GO): GTPase activity
Source: RefSeq, a predicted model, not a curated record
UAAUGACAAAUUUAAAGAAGAAAUCAAUAAACUCUUCAAAGCUAAAACAAAGAAAUUUCUGCUUGGUGAUGAAGACUAUUCAAAUGAGUUCUUUGAUGUGUACACUGUGAGUUCUGAAGAAUUCAAGAGAAUUGCACAGGGGAAGUCAACUGUUCUGGAUCACAAUGAAACUGAAUUGCCAGCGCUGAUGGAGCACAUUAAGAAACUGUACGUCUCCCAUUUCAAGAAGGAAGUGAAAGAUUAUGUAUCUGAGGUUUCUGGAAUCAUUUCAUAUCUUCACUUUUCAAAGGAUGCUCUCAGUUCAAAGAAACAGUCUUCAAAUGACGACGAGUUCAACCGACUUGAAAAGGAUCUGGGUAAAACAUGCGAAACAUUGAAUGAAAAUCUGAGCCAAGUUCACCAAAAACUCAAGAAAGAACUGGAGAUGGGAGCAAAGACAGCAGAGACAACAUGCCUGAAAAAUGCCACAGACAGAGUGCUGGAAUCAAGGGGGUCUGAUAACAGAGGCCACCACAAGACACUCAAAGCCUUGUGUAAAAAUGAUGGAUAUUACCGAUCUCGCAAAGGAGUGUUAGUUGAUCUGAACUACAUUCUGUCAGAACCCAUGUAUAAAAAGAUGAACAACCACUUCCAGAAAAUAUUUGGCACUGGACCUUCAGGAACCUCUGUCAGACAGACCAGAACGACCUCAAUCCAAGGGCAAUUUGAAAGUUUCCAAGAGAACUCCAUCACAAAUGACUAUCUGAUAAUCAGGACAAAGGAUGAAGAGAAAUACCUGCGUCUGGUGUACAUUAGAACAGAGCAAAGAAAAGUGCUCAAUAAACUGGAGAAGGAAAUCCUACAGAGAAAGAAGCUGAUCUACAAUUCCCUCAGUGAUUCAAUCCGUGACACCAUGAAGCAAACAUAUCAAGAAUGCUCUGGCAUCACAGGAAAAGACUCUUUCAGAAAGAUUCAAGAGAAACUUAAAAGUGCAAUUGAGGAUUUCAAAAAGACCAUGUUCCAAAAUGCCAUGACGAAGAUGCUGGAAGAGUUCAGUGAUCUGCAGAAAUACCUUGUGGAUGAAAUUAAGACACAGAUGACAAACGCCUUGACGCUGGGUUUAAACCAGAUCCCUGAGGACCUGACUGGCCUCCCAGGUAACCAGUGGAAGCCACUCUAGGACUGUGAGAGGAUGUGACAGGGCACUCUGUACUGAUCCAAAUCUUCAAACUGAGUGUUUCCGACCAGGGCCCUGUUUUCCUGAAAUGAUCUACACACUGAGAUCAUCAAAGGUUUUCCUCAUGAGAAUGUUCCUUUAUAUUCAGGGCGUUUCCCAAAACCACUUGAACAGUGGCUGUUGUUAGCUGAAUUUAAAUCCAAAGCUGGGAA